Molecule: messenger RNA, 1563 nt
Organism: Diversispora eburnea
Lineage: Eukaryota; Fungi; Glomeromycota; Glomeromycetes; Diversisporales; Diversisporaceae
Source: the annotation of a GenBank genome assembly
AUGUGUUCUUAUGUAUUAAUUCAGGAUAAAACUAAUAAUAUUGAAGUUGUUUCUAGUUUAAAAAAUCUUUUAAACAAUCCAACUGAGAUACCUUUUCUCACACUAGAAAAUAAGAUUGAACUUGUUUCUACUCUCAUUUCUGACCUUGAUGAAAAUGGUGUUCAGAAAAGUUGGAGCCAGGAGGUGAAAUUGCUGGCAUUACAAACAUUAAAAACUCUGGGACGAGAUGCGAAAGGAUGCGACCUUCUAUUUUCAAGAGAAGGAUUUCGAGUCUUAUCGUUUCACGCGGAAAUAAUACCAACCAAAAAUAAAUUAGAAGAUACGCCUGUGUUUCAAGAAGCAUUAACAUGCAUUGCGAACGCGCUUUUAUUGAAAGAAAACACGCGUUCUAUAUUUGAAGAAUAUGAUGGAGUGGCAAGUAUUUGUCGAAACUUGAAGGAUAAAGAGCUUUCAAUUAAAACUCAAUUUCUUAUCUUACGAAUUUUAUUCUUAAUGAGCGUUAAUUAUUCACCAGUAAUUCCUAAACUUAUUGACGAUCUUGGAAUAAGCAAUAUUUUGUAUAAAUCUUUACGAACACAUGUCAAAGAAUUAUCUAACCCGGAACCGGUCAUACCAUCAUCACCGUCAAUUACUCGAGUCAUGGUCUUGAAUGAACAGUUAAAAUUUCUUUUUAACAUAACGAUGAAACGUGAUGGAAAGGAUAGAAAGGAUGCAAUUAAUUUUAAAUUUGAAAAAUUACUCCAACCAAUCAUCGAUAUUAUUUUAAAUAUACAACCACCAUCACCAUUACCUUUAAGUCCACCGCAUUCACAUGCGAUUCAUGCACUUUUAAACUUUCCAGUAACACCAUAUAAAUCAAUUUGGUUUCCGCCAAAGAAAAAAAGUCAACAAUAUGAAUUGUUUCAUAGAUUGAUAGAAAUGUUAAAAUCUAUGGUUUUUAUAGCAGUCCAAGAUGAUCCCGAUUCUAGCAGCGUUGAAAAUAAUUCAAAAUAUGGAGUUGAUUUUGAUGAAGUUAUUACACCACUUGUUGCAUUAUUGAGAAAGUUGGCCGAAGAUGAUGAAUUGGCUAAAACUAUAGGGAGAAAUCAAUUAUUGCCUGAUGAUGUAGAUCGAUCCAAACCUUUAGAAAAAGGAGAUAGUAUUUCUGCAAAUUUAAUUCGUAUAAUGACAUCCGUCAUGUUACCACAUUUAAGAGAUAGUGUCAGCGAAUUAUUAUUUGUAUUAUGUGAUCAAGAUGCCAAUCUUUUUAUUCAUCAUGUUGGUUAUGGUAAUGGUGCAGGAUUCUUAAUGAGUAGGAACAUAAUGAUCCAACCAUCAAUACAUAAUGACCAUUCUGAAAAACCAAUUAAUCCUAUCACGGGUCAAUAUGUGGAAAAUGAAUCUCCUUCAUUAACAAACAUGACUGAUGAAGAAAAAGAGAGAGAGGCUGAAAAAUUAUUUGUGUUAUUUGAAAGGCUCAAAAAAACAGGUGUCAUGGAUGUUAAAAAUCCUAUAGAAGAAAGUAUAAAAUCUGGUAAAUUUUUUGAGAUGGAAAAUGAUGAUAAGGAUCAAGAAAGUGAUUAG